Messenger RNA from Triticum aestivum (bread wheat), 1743 nucleotides. RefSeq lists its product as uncharacterized. The record is from RefSeq and is a predicted model, not a curated record. The transcript is spliced from 3 exons. Lineage: Eukaryota; Viridiplantae; Streptophyta; Magnoliopsida; Poales; Poaceae. The coding region runs from base 1116 to 1640 and encodes 174 amino acids.
UAGAAAAUGUGAAAACGGAAUAUAGGUCGGAGAACCUAGUAGGUGGGGGAGCAGACCCAAGAGCACAGGGAGACAUGUUGCCAGCAGCGGUUACACAAGGGCUUCGAUAUGUUGGGUCAUCACUCCCGCGAGGAUUCCGCGACAUCUCAGAGGCAAUACUGAAUCAUUCUGUCGAAGACAAGGCUAGCGAACUAGGUUCUGAUAGAGUUGCACACAUAUAAUUUAAGUUGGUAUGUAUGAAAACUUUGUAUUAAUAGUGGAUGGAUGCUUGCUUGACCUGUUAUGGUAGGUGCCAUAAUUCCAUUGAAUGGAGCAUCAAGGGCAGGCAUUAGAAGGAGACAGAAGAGGAGCGUAAACAGAGGGAGCCAGCGAUGCCGCCAGAAGAGACACAUAGAAAGAUCAACCAGACACUCAGCAUCAACACAAAGUUCUGAUGAAGACAGUGAUAGUGAUAAUGGAGUAGUGCGGAUUGAAUGCACGGAUGGUCAAAUGUUGAAUGCUUUGGAUGGCAAUCAUGACAUGGACUUGGCCCGUAGAUGUAGGGAUAGGUGUCAUUCGCAGUAGCACAAACUAUGUCUUGCCCGGGAUCACCGGUGGGCAAAACCUAAAAAGUCAUGACAUAAAGUGUAGUGCAGCGCAAGGCUCACCUAGUGCUGCAUACUCAUACAUGUGAUUGUAUGUGACUACAGUUGCUGAAAAGGGAAGAGCUCAACAGCCGCGAAUAUCAUGAGGGUGUAGAAAUCUCGAUCUGACCAGGCUGGCUAUAAAUUAAUUAGCAGCGCUGUAACAACAAUAAAUUUCAUGAAUUUGCAGCAUCUGACGAAGCUGAAGAAAUGCCAAUUGGCAGGGGAGUCCUUCGUAGCAGCACGAGGUAUGUCUUCCCAGGAAUUACAAGUAAACAAAAUGAAAAUACACCUACAAAAUAUAAAAUUUAUUCAUCCAAUGUUCACAGAACCAUAAAUAAUGCACCUCUCCUACAUGUAUGAACAGUAAGGGUUGUAGGUGAAAGCUCUGCAGCAGUGAAUAAUUCUGGAGUUGGUUUGCAUAUUACAAACCUCCCAGCAGCCAGGGACGACCAGAAUGAAGGUUUGUUAGCCUGUAAUACAUGGGUUGAUAUGUACCUGAAAUAUAACGGCGUGCCUUUGCAUAAAAUUGUAGGAGGGAUGGCUGCUGCAGGACAUACUGGAUUACAAAGGGGCAUCGGGGUCGUGUCAGGACGGAUGAAUAGGAACCUAAGGUUGCAUGUUGGCAUGGUGAGGACCAUAGUUAAGAUGGAAAUUGAUGACAAGGGAGACAUGUUCCCAGGUAAGGUUGGCCUCAAGCAUGAGGAGCCACUUGCCACGAAUGUUCUUGCAUUCUGGGACAAAAUGUGCAGGACCAGCACCCGUAAUCUCAACAGGAAAUGGUACAAGCACCUGCUGCCCUACCUAAUAGUCAUGUCAGGGGAAGACUUUGUGAAUGAACUUGGUCCUGAUGGCCACCUGACAUCAGUCGGGUGGGGAGCUGUGUCGGGAAUGCUUGUCUAUAAAGAUGGAGGAAUGUAUGGUGACUGGGAAAUCAGGUGGCGGCACCUAUUCGACUUGCGAUUUGUGGUGAGACUGUACUUACAUUUCCUGAAGCAUGGUGCUGCUUGUAUAUAGUUGAGUGUUUGCCCCUGACUAUGUUGUGCGUUCUUUCAGCUUGCUCUUAUGUACAGGUGAUACGUAUCUGUCGUAUCUAUAAUUUUUGAUUGUUCCAUGCCAA